ACUCUGUCGGCUGCUUUGUCUUGUCGCCCAGUUCACGGCGAUCUUUCAGGAGGCGGUCAGCCUAUUCGUCCAAUUUCUGCUGCUAGCCCCAUCCUUGCCCUUCUCACCUUACUCCCUACAGCCCAAGGGCGGACACGCUCCUACGCCUGAGUCCGAGCCCGAACCUGCGCCAGAGCCAGAGCCAUAGCCAGAGACUGACCUGCCUGCCGACACUGGCACUCCAUCCUCCAAGUCUCGCUAAGGGAAACCUUCUUCUCCUUCACCGGGCGGGACAAGCAAUUUUCAAUUACUGUUGUCCUUUCCUGUAUCCUAGACUCCGAACACUGGUAGUGCCAGAUGCCUCUAUCCUCGACUAGUAUCCUAAUAAUAUCAAUCCGUCCUUCAUCUUUUCACGUCCUAGAAAUUGGCAUCUCUUUCCAGUCCCUUUGACUGUCAACCGCUGCUUAGCGCUGUUGGUUUGGCAUGUCCAUCCCACCUUAGCCGUCUACGCCACCGCAACCGUUCAGACCAAGCCCCCGGAAAUUGAUCGCAACGCCUUUCCUCCUCUCUCUCUAUUCCUGCCUGCGACGCUGAUGACCAAAGCUCUCAUCGCACAUUCACUUCUUCUUUGAAUCUGCUCCUUGCAGAGUCCUUGUAGUCGGGCAAGGUGGCUUUGCCGCCGUUCUGCCUGCGCUGCUGGACGCAGCCGAAAACAAGAACCCUUUGGCACCUCGACCGCGCUUGUCACGAACCCCUUCACACGACCACUCAUGAGGAGGACCACGAUCUAGAGACACCACCACCGUCCAUGUCUCCAUCGGACGAGACAUUGGCAGCCGCGGCGGCGAUAUUACGCGGUUUGGCCAGAGGUUCGACUGCCACGUCAACUUAUACCAAUGGCCUCAAGCUCCCGCCGUAUCGGCUCCCCGGCGAUGACAGCCCGGUGAAGAACGAAUUAGAGACUGAAAUCGCGUCUCUGGCACGCCGAAUACACUAUCUCGAGUCCAGGGCCGACGUCCUUGGGCGGUCACUACCUGACACGCCGGGUGAAUUCCACAGUCCUACAUCUCCGCUGUCGCGCUCUGGCGAGCCCCGAAAGUCGUCUGGGGAAUCAAACAAUGACCAGAUAGCACCAGCGGCCGACAAAACGUCCGCAAACUCGAAUCAGUCAAGAAGGGUAAACAGCCUGCUUGCUGCAAGAGAGUCAUUGGUCGCGGCGGAGCCUGCUCGGACCGUCAGCGAGGAUGAUAUCAGCAUACUCCGAGAACAUGUGGAAAGACAGGCGGAACAGAUCAAGAGUCAACGUGAGACCAUUGCCGAGAUCAGUCGUGGGCUACGAAACUCGGAAGAGCAGGCCAAACAAGCUUUCAUCAGGGUGGAAAACGAAGAUGUCUCAAUCCUAGAAAGGGAGCUACGGAAGCACCAACAGGCGAAUGAAGCUUUCCAGAAGGCCCUGCGCGAAAUCGGCGGCAUCAUUACUCAGGUUGCUAACGGCGAUUUGUCCAAGCGUGUCCAGAUCCAAGCCACCGAGAUGGACGACGAGAUUGCCGCAUUCAAAGUGACCAUCAACACCAUGAUGGACCAACUCGAAAUCUUCGGAAGUGAAGUGACCCGUGUAGCCCGGGAAGUCGGCACUGAGGGUAUUUUGGGCGGCCAGGCCCAGAUCAGUGGUGUGCAGGGUAUCUGGAAGGAGUUGACGGAUAAUGUGAAUAUCAUGGCGGCGAAUCUGACUGACCAGGUCAGAGAGAUCGCUACUGUCACGAAAGCUGUCGCUCGGGGCGAUCUGAGUCAGAAAGUGCAGAGUCGAGCGAAAGGAGAGAUCUUUGAACUACAACACACCAUAAACACCAUGGUGGAUCAGCUGCGGACAUUCGCCACAGAAGUGACGCGCGUUGCCAGAGACGUCGGUACUGAAGGCGUGCUCGGUGGACAGGCCCAGAUCGAGGGGGUUCAGGGGACCUGGAAUGAACUGACCAAGAGUGUGAACGCUAUGGCAGACAAUCUUACCGCCCAGGUUCGAGAUAUCGCUAUGGUCACGACCGCAGUUGCCAAAGGUGACCUGACCAGGAAGGUGACGGCUAAAUGCAAAGGCGAGAUUCUCCUGCUCAAGAGUACCAUCAACAACAUGGUUGACCAACUGCAACAAUUCGCCCAGGAAGUUACCAAUCUGGCCAAGGAAGUUGGCACAAACGGCGUACUGGGUGGUCAAGCCACGGUACAUGAUGUCGAGGGCACGUGGAGAGACCUGACGGAGAACGUGAACGGCAUGGCCAUGAACCUGACGACUCAGGUGCGAGAGAUUGCGGCGGUCACAACUGCAGUGGCCAACGGAGAUCUCUCGAAGAAGGUCACAGCCGAUGUUCAGGGAGAGAUUCUCGACCUCAAGAUCACGAUCAACUCCAUGGUGGACCGGUUGAACACCUUUGCCUUCGAGGUCAGCAAAGUCGCAAGAGAAGUCGGCACCGAUGGGACCCUUGGUGGACAGGCCAAGGUGGACAAUGUGCAGGGCAAAUGGCGGGAUCUGACCGACAAUGUGAAUACCAUGGCUUCGAACCUGACGGAUCAAGUGCGCAGCAUUUCGGACGUGACGCAAGCCAUCGCUGCAGGCAACCUGGAUAAGAAGAUCGAGGUCCAAGCGCAGGGCGAGAUCCUCACGCUGAAAGUCACGAUCAACAACAUGGUGGAUCGACUGGCAACAUUCGCCCACGAGCUUCGAAGAGUCGCUCGCGAUGUGGGUGUCAACGGCAAGAUGGGUGGCCAGGCCAAUGUUCACGACGUGAGUGGCCGAUGGAAAGAAAUCACCGAGGACGUCAACACCAUGGCCGAAAACUUGACCGCCCAGGUGCGUGCCUUUGGAGAAAUUACAGAUGCGGCGACGGAAGGCGAUUUCUCCAAGUUGAUCAGCGUCAACGCGUCCGGGGAGAUGGAUGAGUUGAAGCGGAAAAUCAAUCAGAUGAUCUCGAACCUACGUGACAGCAUUCAACGAAAUACGGCCGCUCGAGAGGCUGCCGAACUGGCCAACCGAACAAAGUCGGAAUUUCUGGCAAACAUGUCCCAUGAGAUCAGAACCCCCAUGAAUGGAAUCAUCGGAAUGACUCAACUCACCCUCGACACGGAUGAUCUCAAACCACACUCCCGAGAGAUGCUCAAUACGGUGCACAACCUUGCCAACAGCUUGCUCACUAUCAUUGACGAUAUCCUGGAUAUUUCCAAGAUUGAAGCUAAUCGCAUGGCCAUCGAGGCCAUUCCCUACACCAUCCGCGGAACCGUAUUCAAUGCCCUCAAAUCGCUUGCAGUCAAAGCCAACGAAAAGAACUUGUGCUUGGCCUUCGAUGUAGACAACUCGGUUCCUGAUUAUGUGGUCGGAGAUCCGUUCCGUCUCAGACAGAUUAUCCUCAACCUCGUGGGGAAUGCCAUUAAAUUCACCGAUCAAGGCGAAGUUAAGGUCACGAUCAAGAAAUCCAAAGACCUUAUGUCCAACUGUGCACCCGACGAGUUCCCGUUCGAAUUUGUGGUGUCCGAUACCGGCAUUGGCAUACAGUCUGACAAGUUAGAUCUGAUCUUCGAUACCUUCCAGCAAGCUGAUGGCUCGACCACCAGGAAGUUUGGGGGAACGGGCCUUGGGCUGUCAAUUUCCAAGCGUCUGGUCAACCUCAUGGGAGGCCAAGUCUGGGUCACUUCAGACUUUGGGCAUGGCAGUGAAUUCCACUUCUCCUGCAUUGUGAAAUAUGCUGGUGAGGAUAUCAGCGUCAUUAGCUCCCAGCUCUAUCCCUUCCGCAAGCACAAGGUGCUGGUGGUGGACAAAGGGGUUUCCAAUUUCUUUGAGCGCGUCCCUGCCAUGAUUGAGGAUCUCGGUCUACAGGUGCUUCUGGUUCACGAUGAGGCUGAGGUGCCCGAUCCGGUCAUUGCCAGUGAUGGCAAAACCAAAGCAGCCGACGGAGGGUUCGACGUAAUUGUGAUCGACCAGCUUCAAACGGCGCUCAAACUGCGUGAGAUGGACAAGUUCAAGUACAUUCCCAUGGUUCUGCUAAAUCCGACGGUAUCUAUCAACCUGAAGACGGUUCUCGACUUGGGCAUUGCUUCAUACAUGACGACGCCAUGUCAGCUCAUUGAUCUGGGCAAUUGCAUGAUUCCGGCGCUUGAAGGCCGAUCCACUCCGAUUAUCAAAGAUUACAAGAAGUCGUUGAACGUGCUGCUGGCGGAAGACAACGAAGUCAACCAGAAAGUCGCCAUCAAGAUUCUAGAGAAGUACAACCAUGUGGUCACCGUGGUAGGCAAUGGACUGGAAGCUGUCAACGCCAUCAAAGCCGACCGAUUUGAUGUGGUCCUCAUGGAUGUGCAGAUGCCGGUCAUGGGUGGUUUCGAGGCUACCAGAGAGAUCCGGCAGUACGAGAAAGAAAUGGGACUUCCCCGGACGCCGAUCAUUGCGCUGACGGCCCACGCCAUGUUGGGAGAUCGCGAGAAAUGCAUCCAGGCUCAAAUGGAUGAAUACCUGUCCAAGCCACUGAAACAAAACCUGCUCAUGCAGACCAUACUGCGCGUCGCCUCCGACGGGGUGACAGCCAUGUUUAACAGACAUGCUCGGACCAAAUCGAAUGUGACAGGAAACAGCACUCCGCCGAAUCCGAAGCAGCAAGCGCCACCGCCACCACAACCAGAUUCAUCGUCAACCAUGACUUUGCGGCCGCCUUUUGCGGAAAGAUCCAUUACAACGACAGGGCCCGUUACUUCAGGCAGCGCGGAGAGCCCCUCGGCCGACAAAGACGACGAGGCGGACCCGAUGUCGGUUGUCAAUAGUGUUCUUCUAAGAUCUCAUAGUACAUGAGCUUUGCAUCAGCGCGCUGGAAUAUUCUGCUAAGCACGGGAAUCUUUGGGAAGCGAGGAGCAUUGUGGAAAGCAAUUUGCAUUUCGUAUACUGUGUUUGAUUCGAUCGCGCGUGCUGGACUUUAUAUGAAUUGGAACCGACGGCCUACGAGGGCGUUCCGGUGUGGCGGAGCAACCUUUUCUACGGGCCAUUGUGGACAGGGCUGGGUGUAGACCGGUCUCUUGUAGCACCAUGAAUGAAUCCCGUGUAUCUUUCUGCUGGAGCGGCGCUCCUUUAGUCCAGGUAGUGAUGGGUCCUCAGUGCCGUAUUAACGGACCCUGCUCAAAGCAUUCUCCUGCACUGCAAUUGAUAUUGGUCUCUGUAUUUUAACCAGCAGUCUCCAUCAAGAUGCUCGGUCGUGGCGGACAUCAUCUGACCACAUUCGAGGUUGGAGAGGCGUUUAGUGGGUAUAAGCGACUUCGUGGCCGGGCG
Messenger RNA from Exophiala dermatitidis NIH/UT8656, 5275 nucleotides. RefSeq lists its product as uncharacterized. The record is from RefSeq and is a predicted model, not a curated record. The coding region runs from base 788 to 4804 and encodes 1338 amino acids. Gene Ontology annotation, biological process: cellular hyperosmotic response; phosphorylation; phosphorelay signal transduction system. Gene Ontology annotation, molecular function: phosphorelay sensor kinase activity. Lineage: Eukaryota; Fungi; Ascomycota; Eurotiomycetes; Chaetothyriales; Herpotrichiellaceae. The transcript is spliced from 3 exons. Gene Ontology annotation, cellular component: membrane.